Molecule: messenger RNA, 402 nt
Organism: Opisthorchis viverrini
Lineage: Eukaryota; Metazoa; Platyhelminthes; Trematoda; Opisthorchiida; Opisthorchiidae
Exons: 2
Coding region: 1-402 (133 amino acids)
Source: RefSeq, a predicted model, not a curated record
AUGCCAGAACACAUGAACAUAGUUGCAGCCAAAAGGCGCGGCCAAUUUUCACUCGUCCUUGCGCACAAGAUAGGCACAAACUCGACUGAAGCAAAAUCCGCCUAUUGGCCAAAACAAAAAGAAGAAAGGAGCAUGAACAGAUGGAAGUGGUACAGCCAACAGAAUAGAAGGCGUGGAACUGGCAAGCGUGUGGAGAACGGUCUUGAGUCCAUCGAACUAACACAUGUUCGUGCGCGAAUAUCAGAGGGAGGAGUAGUCAUCGUCUGGGUCCCACUCAACCUUACGCACCUCCCCCUCCCCCUCCCCCAACUAAAUUGUCAUAUGCCCACCAAGAUCAAGGAACAUCGACCAAUGGGACCCGAGAUUAAUCAUCAAGUGAAGCACCCUGAAGUGGAAGAUUAA